Mus caroli (Ryukyu mouse) is the source of this 1825-nucleotide messenger RNA. It is a transcript of the gene Epor, whose product is annotated as erythropoietin receptor. Gene Ontology annotation, molecular function: erythropoietin receptor activity; protein binding. NCBI's taxonomy places the organism in Eukaryota, Metazoa, Chordata, Mammalia, Rodentia, Muridae. The record is from RefSeq and is a predicted model, not a curated record. Gene Ontology annotation, biological process: cytokine-mediated signaling pathway. Gene Ontology annotation, cellular component: membrane; external side of plasma membrane.
AGAAGCUCCUGGUCAGCUGUGUCCGGCAGCUGCUGCUGACCCAGCUGUGGACUAGGGGAAAGGGGAAAGAGGAAAGGGAAGGAGAGGUGGGGGGGACAAAACAGGGGCGCUGGAGCCCUGAGCUUCCUGAAGCUAGGGCUGCAUCAUGGACCAACUCAGGGUGCCCCUCUGGCCUCGGGUUGGCCCCCUCUGUCUCCUACUUGCUGGGGCAGCCUGGGCACUUUCACCCAGCCUCCCGGACCCCAAGUUUGAGAGCAAAGCGGCCCUGCUGGCAUCCCGGGGCUCCGAAGAACUUCUGUGCUUCACCCAACGCCUGGAAGACUUGGUGUGUUUCUGGGAGGAAGCGGCGAGCUCUGGGAUGGACUUCAACUACAGCUUCUCAUACCAGCUCGAGGGUGAGUCACGAAAGUCAUGUCGCCUGCACCAGGCUCCCACUGUCCGCGGCUCCGUGCGUUUCUGGUGUUCACUGCCAACAGCGGACACGUCGAGUUUUGUGCCGCUGGAGCUGCAGGUGACGGAGGCGUCCGGUUCUCCUCGCUAUCACCGCAUCAUCCAUAUCAAUGAAGUAGUGCUCCUGGACGCCCCCGCGGGGCUGCUGGCGCGCAGGGCAGAAGAGGGCAGCCACGUGGUGCUGCGCUGGCUGCCACCUCCUGGAGCACCUAUGACCACCCACAUCCGAUAUGAAGUGGACGUGUCGGCAGGCAACCGGGCAGGGGGGACACAAAGGGUGGAGGUCCUGGAAGGCCGCACUGAGUGUGUACUGAGCAACCUGCGGGGCGGGACGCGCUACACCUUUGCUGUUCGAGCGCGCAUGGCCGAGCCGAGCUUCAGCGGAUUCUGGAGUGCCUGGUCUGAGCCCGCGUCACUACUGACCGCUAGCGACCUGGACCCUCUCAUCUUGACGCUGUCUCUCAUUCUGGUCCUCAUCUCGCUGUUGCUGACGGUUCUGGCCCUGCUGUCCCACCGCCGGACUCUGCAGCAGAAGAUCUGGCCUGGCAUCCCAAGCCCAGAGAGCGAGUUUGAGGGUCUCUUCACCACCCACAAGGGUAACUUCCAGCUGUGGCUGCUGCAGCGUGAUGGUUGUCUAUGGUGGAGCCCGGGCAGCUCCUUCCCUGAGGAUCCACCUGCUCACCUAGAGGUCCUCUCAGAGCCACGCUGGGCAGUGACUCAGGCUGGGGAUCCUGGGGCAGAUGAUGAGGGGCCCUUACUGGAGCCAGUGGGCAGUGAGCAUGCCCAGGAUACCUACCUGGUAUUGGAUAAGUGGUUGCUGCCCCGGAGCCCAUGCAGUGAGAACCUCUCAGAGCCUGGGGGCAGCGUGGACCCUGCGACUAUGGAUGAUACUUCAGAAACAUCUUCCUGCCCGUCUGACUUGGCCUCAAAGCCCAGGCCAGAGGGCACCUCACCUUCCAGCUUUGAGUACACCAUCCUGGACCCCAGCUCUCAGCUCCUGUGCCCUCGGGCACUGCCUCCCGAGCUACCUCCCACUCCACCUCACUUGAAGUACCUAUACCUUGUGGUGUCCGAUUCUGGCAUCUCAACAGAUUACAGUUCGGGGGGCUCUCAGGGAGUCCACGGGGACUCAUCUGAUGGCCCCUACUCCCACCCCUAUGAGAACAGCCUUGUCCCAGACUCAGAGCCUCUGCAUCCCAGCUAUGUGGCCUGCUCCUAGGACUCCAGCCUACAACGUCUUGAACAGGAUUGGUGAAGCUAUACUUAAAGUCACAGCUGAUCUUGGCCCUCUGAGCAGGAAGAGACAGCCUUGCAAUGUUAAGAUGAAGUUAUGUCUGUAUAUAGAAAUAUAUAUAUAUCGAUUUUUCUACCUUGA